Molecule: messenger RNA, 5064 nt
Organism: Cornus florida
Lineage: Eukaryota; Viridiplantae; Streptophyta; Magnoliopsida; Cornales; Cornaceae
Product: disease resistance protein RPV1-like
Exons: 8
Coding region: 118-3804 (1228 amino acids)
Biological process (GO): defense response; signal transduction
Molecular function (GO): protein binding; ADP binding
Source: RefSeq, a predicted model, not a curated record
UUCCCCGGAGUACGUCAGUUUUGGUUUCCCAUUUUUCUACACGAAGGUUUACCUGUUGAAGUGAGAAAGAGAGAGCUGAGGUGGUUGUCCUUUGAAGUUGAAAAGGCAGAUCUGGGGAUGGAACUGUAUGAGGAGUUAUGGCCGUUUCUUCUCUCUGCAAUUGCUUCCAUGUAUUUAUUUUCUGGGUAUUGGAAGAAGACAAACACAAAUACAGUUAUUAGUGAUGAUGAGAUAAACCCUUCUUUUUCAGAUUCAGAAUCACCUUCAAACCCUAAUUUUGAAGAUGAUUGGAAGGAGUCAACCCCUCCUAAUUCUUCAAAGAAGACAAACACAAAUACGGUUAGUGAUGAUGAGAUAAAUGCUUCUUUAUCAGAUUCAGAAUCAUCUUCAAACCCUAAUUUUGAAGAUGACUGGAAGGAGUCAACCGCUCCUAAUCCUUCAUCCUCCAUCCCUCGCGCACCAUCGAUGGAGGAGUAUGAUGUCUUCUUGAGUUUCAGAGGCCCAGACACUCGCUACGGCUUCACAGAUAUCCUCUACAACUAUCUCAACGACGCUGGAAUUCGCACCUUUAGAGACAAUUGGGAGCUUCGCGAAGGAGAAGAGUUCGGCCCGGAACUUCUCAAAGCAAUCACGGAAUCGAAGAUUUCCAUCCCGAUCUUUUCCCGAAACUAUGCUUCGAGCAAGUGGUGCCUACGCGAGCUCGCCAUGAUGGUGGAGUGCAAGAGAAGUAUGGGCCAGAUCAUUUUACCCAUUUUCUAUGACGUUGAUCCCAUCGACGUGCGGCGUCAAAUGGGGAGUUACCGGGAGGCCUUCAGCGAGCACGAGAGUCGUUUUGAUGCCGAGACUGUACUGGGAUGGAGGGAGGCACUGCGUUAUGUAGCAUCAUUGUCAGGAUGGGAUUUGAACAACGAAACUGGAGGGGAUCAAGGAAAGCUAGUGAAGGCGGUUGUUUCAAAAGUGUUGUUAGAGUUAAAGAAAGGUUACAUGGAGGUAACUGGCUAUUUGGUUGGAAUUGAUCAUCACAUAGAACAAAUGAUGAGAUUGUUAAAUGUUGACUCUAGUGAUGUAAGGAUCGUUGGAAUCCAUGGUAUGGGUGGGCUUGGCAAGACAACUAUUGCCAAGUUAAUCUUAAACAGACUCUCUAAGGGCUUUGAAUACUGUUGCUUCCUUGAAAAUGUUCGAGAAAUCUCACAAAAACAAAAGGGUCUUGUUAGUCUGCAAAAUCAACUUGUCUAUUAUUUACUAAAACGAGAAGGCCCAAACAUAUUUAAUGAAGAUGAUGGAAUCAGAAUUAUCCAAGACAUAGUUUGCACAAAGAAAGUUCUCAUUGUUCUUGACGACGUGGAUCAUAUUUCUCAAUUUGAAAAGCUUGUAGGGAAGCGUGAUUGGUUUGGUUCAGGAAGUAGGAUCAUGGUUACAACAAGAAACAAAAUGGUUCUAGAUUUGAUUGGAGUAGAUUGGGCUUACGAACCCCCAAUAAUGGAACUUCCUGAUUCUCUUCAACUUUUUAGCAAACAUGCCUUUAGAAAGGAAUUCCCUCCAGAAGACUAUGAACUUCUCUCCAAAGAUAUUGCAUCCGCUACUGGAGGACUUCCUUUGGCCCUUGAGAUUCUAGGUUCAUUUUUAUCUGGCAAGAGGAAAGAGACAUGGGAAGCAAUGUUGAAAAAACUCGAAUUUAUACCGGAUGACAAAGUUCUUACAAUAUUGAGAAUAAGUUAUGAUGCUUUAGAGCAUGGGGAAAAGCAGAUAUUUCUUGACAUUGCAUGUCUUCCCAUUAGAGUGGACAAACAAAUUGCUUUAUAUAUGUGGGAGGAUUGUCAAUUUUAUCCUGAAACUGGGAUUGAUAGGCUCAUUCUCAUGUCUUUGGUGAAAAUUGGAGAUGAUAAUACACUAUUGAUGCAUGACCAGCUUAAACUUCUCGGUAGAGAAAUUAUCCGUCGGGAAAAUUUCAAUGAGCCAGAGGCGCGUACUAGGUUGUGGUCUCAUAAGGAAGCCUUGGAUGUAUUGAAGCGACACAUUGGUACUGAAAAGGUUGAAGUCCUCUGUCUUGACUUCAAAUUGGAGGAUCGGGGUGUUUGUUUUAGAAGUGAAGUAUUUGCAGGAUUUUCUUAUCUAAGGUUUCUCAAAGUGGACUAUGCAGAACUAGCUGGAGAUUUUGAUUUUCCAGGAUUAAGAUGGCUUCAUUGGCACAAAUGCCCAGGGAGUUCAACGCCAACCAAUUUUCGUCUCGAAAAUCUAGUCAUUCUUGAUCUAUCAUCGAGCAGCAUUACAGAUGACUGGGAGGCUUGGAGUCAGUUCAAGGUUAACAGGAUGGCAAAAAAGCUGAAAGUUCUAGAUCUUUCAUUUUGCAAUGGCUUAACUAGAACUCCUGAUCUCACCACAUUUGCAUCUUUAGAGAGAUUGAUUCUUAUAGGCUGCAAAAAUAUAUAUCGCAUUGAUCCAUCCAUUUGGAAUCUAAUACGUUUGAGAGUUCUUAACAUUAGUCAAUCUGCCAUAACAAAUUUACCUGAUGGUAUUGGAAAUUUGAAGGAUCUUGAAGAGUUGGAUGCCUCGGGUUGUAAUAGUUUGAGAGGGGAAAUUCCAAUUAGGAUCGAGAGAUUGUCCUCUUUGAGAAAUUUGAGAUUAGAUUUUACGAAGGUUUGUCACCUUCCAGAAAGCAUUUUUGAGCUUCAUAGCCUUCAGACUCUCAACUUACUCGGCUGCAAAGAGCUUCAAUCACUGCCACAGCUUCCUCCUAGUUUGACUUGUCUACUUAUCGCAUGUAAAGAAAUGGAGGCAUUUCCAAGGCUUUCUAACCUGACGAGUUUGAAGACAUUGACUUUUUGUAAUACUGGCAUUAGGACCCUACCAGCAGAGGUUGGUGGCCUUUCGGGGCUCAAGCAACUUAAAAUAGAGUUCUGCCAUAAUCUUCAGUGCAUCAUGGGACUCCCAUCACAUUUACUCAAACUGUCUGUUGAGGAUUGCAAAUCAUUGCAAAGAUUACCAGAUCUCUCAAAUUUGAAAAUUUUAUCAGAACUAAAUGUUUCUGAUUGCCCUGAGCUAAUAAAGAUUCAAGGCCUUGGGAAACUAGAAUUGCUGACAAGUCUAAACAUUUCAUGCUGUCAUAAACUACACGAGCUUGAUGGUCUUGAACUGUUAGAAUCUUUGAGAUACUUGGACAUGACAGAGUGUUCCUUCAAAGAAUUACCAGAUGUAUCCAACUUAAAGAAGUUACAAAGAUUUGUUGCCAUGGACUGUGUGGACCUGAUUGACAUUAAAGGCCUAGACAGAUUGGAAUCCUUAGAAUAUUUGGAUUUACGUGAGUGCAUGUCCCUGGAAAAAUUACCUGAUUUGUCAAAGUUGGGAAUGCUGAAAGAAUUAGUGCUUUGUGAAUGCGACAACUUAGUUGAGGCUGAGGGCAUCUGGGUAUCGAAAUCCUUGGAGAGAUUGGAUAUGUCAAAUUGCGAACAAAUAGAAAAAUUACCGGAUCUGUCACGCCUGGAAAUUUUGAAGGAAUUAAAAAUCAUUCGUUGGGAGAACUUAACUGAGACCGACGGACUUGAGAAGUUGAAAUCAUUAGAAUUAUUGAACAUUGCUGGUUGCAAGUCACUGAGAAAUUUACCUGAUAUAUCAAACCUGAACAGUUUGAUUACUUUAAUAGUUUCUGGUUGUGGGGAGCUAACUGAAAUCUUGGGACUUGAAAAUUUGAAAUCUUUAAGGUUAUUGGAUAUUACUGGAUGCAAGUUGAUUGAGGAAUUACCGUAUUUGCUGAACACAGUGAUACACAGGCAUUCAUCAGAGACACUGCUUCUUACAUGUUCCUAGCAAGCUACCUGGUGGCCUGGUUUUCUAGAUCAAAUAUCCUCAGGUUUUCAAUGAGGAGGAAUCAGGGCUUUUACCAUGUGGAGAACGUGCAUAAUGGACUUCAAAUGAGCUGUUGGAUCAUAUCCAGUUUGAUCAGGGACACGCUGCCAGCAGUCCAUCCAUUAGAAAUCUACAAGAAAUUAUAUGAGAAUUUGAUCAUGAAUGCCAACAAGCAUUCCUGCAGUUUUUUACUGGGCACAUCGGCUUACUCCUGGACGCUUGGAGUCUCUCAGUCCACAUUUGACAAUUUUUCGUUAGCAUUCUAGCUGAUGUCCAGAUGCUGACCUGCCCAGUGUAAUCUCUUUUGCCAGUUACCUGAAGCUGUGUGCUUACUCUUCAAAGGUGACUCUUUCUCAGGUGUUGGAGCUGAUUGCUGUGAACAUGAUUUGGAAUGCUUUUUGAUGGCAUCCUCCUUUUAAAGUCAUGUCAAAAGCACUCCAGGAAAAAGCAGAGAAAAUAAAAUUAUGUUGUCCUUUAAAAACACUUUCACACUCCCUAGUUAUCUCAAAAAGUAUUUUUAUACUCAAUUUUUUGAGGAUGAUUUUACUAUUUUCCUUACUUAAAAAUAGGGUGAAUUGCAAAAGUCAAAAGUUGAGUCUGAAUAUCACAUUCCAAAAAAGAAAAGUUCUGAAGCGGGUUGAACCACAUGAAUCAUGGGCCUGCACCGCACGAUAUACAACUCCUUAUUGCUGCUCUUUACAUAUCUAUAUAAUUUCCUAAACAUAAUUUGAGCAAUUUUGAGUAAACAGCUGCAAUUUUUUUAUGCAUUUUUCAGAAAAUUGGCUAAAUUAUGUAUUCAAUGCAUAUCACACCCCUUACGUGCAAAAAAUACUUUUAAAAUUUUAAUAUGGUGCACAUAGGUUUCUUUGGCAAAUUUAAACCCUAAAUUAUCUUUAUUGAACUAUUUUAUAAAAUAUAUAAAAAUAAAUAAUUUUGUAAAAUGAUUGAAAAAAAUAUUAUUGGAGGACACCCCCUCGCGUGCAAAAACACACCCCUAGAGUUUUAAUUUGGUACAAAUAAGGGUCAACUGACAAAUUUAAAUCCUAAGUUGAUUAAAUUACAAUUGCUGAACUAUUUUAUAAAAUAUAUAAAAAUAAAUAAUUUUGUAAAAUAACCAAAAAUGACAUUAUUGGAGAACAACGACAAUGGACAAGUAAAGAUAAAAAUAGAAAAUAAAAAUAUAAAAGAAAAGUAAAGAUAAAAAUAAAAAGAAAAAAAAAA